CAGGUUGACUCUUCUCGCGAUAUUUCUCAGGAGGCGAAGGGGGUAAAAAAAAGAAGCUGCGAUGCUAAAGGUUUGUUAGCCUUGUGUACUGACAGUUUCGCGUCUGGCUGGAUGGAGGAGAAAACGCCUCACCGUUAUUAAGGAAGGGUUUCCAGAGACUGGGAGCACUUCCUGCAGUCAUCCUCCCCUGUCGUCAUCCUCCUCCUCCUCCUCCUCAGAGUGGAUUUGAAGAUGUAGCCAAGAGUGAAGUGGAUCAUCUCUGCAGUCCCCAGGCAUAGUCAGUGACUUCUCACCCCCACCCUCUGCCAGCCUAACUCUGGGGCACUUUGGCCCCUAACCAGGGCUGCCCAGUGCGUGACUCAGCCGUCCCCAGUCAGUCCGUCCCUGGUUGAAGACCCUGCUGUCCUCAGCCAUGCUGUUCUCCCUGAGGGAACUGGUCCAGUGGCUGGGCUUUGCCACCUUUGAACUCUUCCUCCACCUGCUAGCGUUGCUGGUCUUCAGCAUGCUGGUUGCUCUGCGAGCCGACAUGUUCACCCCUACGCUGAGCUGGUGGCUGGUGUUCGUCCCGCUGUUCGCCGCCGACGGCCUCAGCACCUACUUCACGGCCAUCGUGUCGAUCCGUCUGUACCAGGAGAACGAGAAGCGCCUGGCCGUGCUGCGGCUCCUCUGGGUGCUGACCGUGCUCAGCCUGAAGCUGGUGUGCGAGGUGCUGCUGUGCCAGAAGCUGGCGGAGCAGGAGCAAGCCAGGGACCUGUGGUUCGGCCUCAUCGUCUCGCCGCUGUUCAUCCUGCUGCAGCUGCUGAUGAUACGGGCGUGCCGCGUCAACUGAGGGAGGGGGGGGCAGUUAGCGGGUUGUGCUUUCAUGUCAGGAACAUGGAGCAAUCUUCCUCUGCCAAUAGAGAUUUAAAGCAUAACAACAGUGUAAUUUCUCUUUGGGCUCAUUGCUACCUUUUUUCUUUUCUGUUUUUUAAAUACACAUGUUCCAGGUCUCACCA
Messenger RNA from Perca fluviatilis (European perch), 995 nucleotides. It is a transcript of the gene tmem203, whose product is annotated as transmembrane protein 203. Gene Ontology annotation, biological process: intracellular calcium ion homeostasis. Bases 413 to 829 code for a protein of 138 amino acids. The transcript has 2 exons. Gene Ontology annotation, cellular component: endoplasmic reticulum. Lineage: Eukaryota; Metazoa; Chordata; Actinopteri; Perciformes; Percidae. The record is from RefSeq and is a predicted model, not a curated record.